Molecule: messenger RNA, 1564 nt
Organism: Actinia tenebrosa (Australian red waratah sea anemone)
Lineage: Eukaryota; Metazoa; Cnidaria; Anthozoa; Actiniaria; Actiniidae
Product: transmembrane prolyl 4-hydroxylase
Biological process (GO): peptidyl-proline hydroxylation to 4-hydroxy-L-proline
Cellular component (GO): endoplasmic reticulum
Molecular function (GO): procollagen-proline 4-dioxygenase activity; calcium ion binding; iron ion binding
Source: RefSeq, a predicted model, not a curated record
UGAAAUUGUAGGGACUUUUUUUUUGCCUUCAUAUUUUGAUUUUUAUUCAGACUCUAGCGGAUUAAGCGGUUUCAGAGAACCAUGCGCGGUUUUUAUCAACAAACCCAGCUGAGCGGAAUUGACACAGUUUGUUGACUCAACAAUGGUUCUUGUUUAGAUAUCAUAAUAUACGUUUUAGUAGAUGAGGGUGAGCGUUCACUGCAUGAAUCACUACUAGACCGGCUAGACAUGCUAUAUAGUACUACAUGGUUCUUGGGUGUAAUAUCCCUUGUAAUGCACUUGUCAAAUAUCGUGGUAGCAGCCGAGGUGAAUACGGUUGAUGAUGAUGUAUGUCAGUCCAAUGAUGUAGAUUGUUAUUUCAGACGAUAUUCCAAUCUUACUCUUCACAGGAUCAACCCAGUCAAGGUUGGUCACGUCCGACAUCUUGAACUCGAACCAGGAAAAACCUACCAAAUGAAAACAUUGGCUGUUAAACCACCUAUAUUUGAGAUCUCUGACUUUCUCUCUGAUGCUGAGUGUGAUCACAUCAUCUACAUGGCUCAGAACCAAGGAUUAGAGACAUCAUCAACCGUACGAGACAGCAGUGAGUUGGAUAUCAAAAACCUUGGAGAAAACACAGAAGAUGAGUUCAAAGAGUGGGAUUGCGACGGCAAUGGUCAGAUAGAUAUGGAUGAGAUGCUGAAAACUCUUGAUGUUCAAGUCGGAUUCUCGCCAGAUAGACAGACGGUGUUGGAUAUGUACGCAAAUACUGGUCUGGAUCAAGACCAAAAUGGUGUGAUAAGCCUGGAAGAGUUCCUAAAGCUUAAUACUACAGCUAUAGCAGUGUUUAUCAGACACGUUAAACAAGAACAACCACACACUAAGGGUCGACAUAGUGAACAGACCUGGCUUGGUGAAGAAAGUGCACAAGAUCCGGUCCUAAAGUCCAUUCAAAGAAGAGUACAACGCUUGACUCAGCUACCCACAGAACUUGUUCAAGCCAGUGAAUAUCUACAGGUUGUCAGUUAUGGACCAAGAGGACACUAUAACUGUCAUCUUGAUUCGGACUUCCCAUCACGUGACCUUGAGUGUUGUCAUCUACUUGGUGUAGACCUCAGCAGAUGUCGAAUAUGCAGGUAUCUAACAGUGCUGUAUUUCUUGAAUGACGUGGAGGAAGGCGGAGAAACAGCUUUUCCUUUAGCUGACAACAGUACCUUCGAUGAAAAGGUGUGGAUGAGAGACGAAAAAAACCUUUGUAAUCUAGCCAAAAAUUGUUACAGUUCGAACGUGGUCGCUAAGCCAAGUAAAGGAAAGGCGAUCAUGUGGUACAAUCACGUGAUCUAUGAACCCACGCGAUGGAUGGGAACUGUAGAUCAUUACUCAUUUCACGGCGGAUGUGACGUACGCAAAGGCCGGAAGUGGAUUGCAAAUAGCUGGAUCGGCGUCAGCAAUGAACGGCAGAGUGACAUAUUGAACUGGAUUGAACUAGCGAGGACUUUAGCCGAUAAAAGGAAGGAUAACAAGAAAGAUGAACUGUGAAAAAUGACUGUUAAACAUUAAAGCCCUCUUUGUUCGUUCAAGGCAA